Molecule: messenger RNA, 609 nt
Organism: Cryptomeria japonica (Japanese cedar)
Lineage: Eukaryota; Viridiplantae; Streptophyta; Pinopsida; Cupressales; Cupressaceae
Exons: 1
Coding region: 1-609 (202 amino acids)
Molecular function (GO): nucleic acid binding; RNA-DNA hybrid ribonuclease activity
Source: RefSeq, a predicted model, not a curated record
AUGGAGAAGCUUCUUAGGGAGAAUGCUCUGGUCUGCAAAUGGAAAAAGCUGCAAUAUGUCCCUUUGGAGAUGGAUUGCAGUUGGGUUAGGAUAUGGAAUUCGCCUGAUAACUUCCUCCAAUAUGAAAAUUAUAAAAGGUUGGAGAUAUUCAACACUAGAUGGUCAUCCUCUCCUCCCUCAUGGUUUAAACUCAACUUUGAUGGUGUUGCUCGUAGUGGGGUUGCAAUGGGAGGUGGAGUUAUAAAGGACAGCUUGGGCAAUUUGGUUUUGGCCUAUGCUAGAAAUUUUGGUUCAGCCUCGAGUAACAUGGCUGAAGCCUUAGCGCUCUUUUGGGGUCUUAAAUUGGCUCUCACUAUUGACGCUAAAAUAUUGGUCAUUAAGGGGGAUUCUAAGCUGAUCAUUGAGGCGACUAAAGGUGUUUCUGGAAUUAGCUGGAUGGUUCGCAACAUUCUCAAGGACAUAUGGUCUAUGAUUGUUUGGCUUGAGGAAUUUCGCAUUCAACAUAUUUGUAGAGAGGGAAAUUCGGUGGCGGACUCCCUGGUUGCGGCGGGCCUUGAGAUGAAAGGCAUGAGGUGUUGGAGACACUUGGCAUCACUUUCUGACAAAUAG